Macadamia integrifolia is the source of this 810-nucleotide messenger RNA. RefSeq lists its product as uncharacterized. NCBI's taxonomy places the organism in Eukaryota, Viridiplantae, Streptophyta, Magnoliopsida, Proteales, Proteaceae. Bases 1 to 810 code for a protein of 269 amino acids. The record is from RefSeq and is a predicted model, not a curated record. The transcript is spliced from 4 exons. Gene Ontology annotation, molecular function: nucleic acid binding.
AUGGCUAAUAGAGUCUCUAUGCUCCUCCCAAGGCUUGUCUCUGAGGAGCAAGGCGACUUCCAAAAGGGUAAGAUAACAUCUGAAAAUAUUAGUCUUGCAUCCGAAUUGUCUAAUUUUAUGUAUUCUGUUGUGAGGGGUGGUGGGAUGGGCAUCAAGAUUGAUGUUCAGAAAGCCUAUGACUCCUUAUCCUGUGAGUUUCUCUUUGCAGUCUUAAGGAAGUUUGGGUUUUCGCCAAAAUGGACUGCAUGGAUUCAAGAAAUUCUCUCUACUUCAAGGAUUUUUGUGUUAGUUAAUGGAGGCUCAGUGGGGUUCUUUGGAGCGGGUCGUGGCCUUCGUCAAGGGAAGGCAGGGAUUGGAGGAAUUUUUAGAAAUGAGGGAGUAGAGAUUUUGUUGAACUUUAGAAAGUUCGUUGAUAUUAAAACAAAUUUUGGAGCAGAAUUUUUGGCAAUUAUUGAAGGUCUCGAGCUGGCAAAGAGAAAUGUAAGGAGGUUUCAAGGAAUAAGGAUAAGGGCAGACCUUCUCUUGUGCCAAACCAUUUUAGCAUUUCGAGAUCUUUUCCCAUCCACUUCUCUCAGGAAAAUUUCAGUUGCUGAUUUGAUUUGGCAAGACUGGUGUUGCUUGUCUCCAUACCUUUCAAGAAUUGAAUGGAAGUUAACCCAUUGUUAUAGAGAGGCUAAUCCGGUGGCUGAUUACUUGGGAAAAUCUGCAGCUAGAAGUGGCUCGUCAUAUGAAGAUCCUCCUCUGCCAGCUUUGAUCUUGGAUGAGCUCAGAUGGGACGCAAAAUUUAGUCCAAGAUUUCGAUUCUUGUAG